UUCCGUUCAAUUUUGACUUAUUUAUUUUAUAACGUUAUUUAUUAUAAAAUAAUAAUAGUGCUGAAUGAACUGCGGAUUGAUAUAUAAAGUUUACGUAGUGUUUAUGCGAGUUGUCGUGACCACAUCGCGCCGGGUACACACCAUUGUUGAAAUUUGUGGAACCCCCUUCAAUAAGCGACUCCAGAAACUGCAGAAGGAUGGAGAAUUUGAUGCUGAACUCAAGCCUGCCUCCCAUCUUUGCAGAGGAAGAGGUUCUGAAGCAGCGCAACAAUGCUGGAUCAGGGUCCACUGGCAGUGAGAGCAACUCCCAGGCCCCUGGCCAUCCUGAGCCCAUGGAGGAGAAUUCACAAGCCCCUCCGCAGCCGACAGAGUCUCCCAGUGGCAACACAGAGAGCAAGGUGCAGAGGAAUGGAGAAGAGCAGAAACCUCGGCGCCCAAGCUGGCCGAAAGGGCGGAAGCGGAAGAAGCCUAUCAAAGACAGCAACGCCCCCAAAGCACCCCUAACUGGGUAUGUGCGAUUCAUGAACGAGAGACGCGAACAGCUGCGAGCCGAGUGGCCAGACGCACCCUUUCCAGAGAUCACCAGGAUGCUGGGCAAUGAGUGGACCAAGCUGCCCCCAGAGGAGAAGCAGCACUAUCUCGAGGAGGCUGAGAGAGACAAAGAGAGGUACAUGAGGGAGCUGCAGCAGUACCAGAAAACUGAGGCCUACAAGCAUUUCAACAGGAAGGUGCAGGAGAAACAGAAGGGCAAGCAGCACAGACCAGCAGAUAUCCGGCAGGCUGCCAGCGAGUCUCUCCAUGAGAAGGAUACAGAGGGCAAGGAGAGAUCAGUAUUUGAUAUCCCAAUCUUCACUGAGGAGUUUCUGAACCACAGCAAAGCACGGGAAGGGGAGCUGCGGCAGCUACGAAAGACUAACAUGGAGUUUGAAGAACGCAAUGCAGCGCUGCAGAAACAUGUGGAGAGCAUGCGUGGUGCUGUGGAGCGACUGGAGGGGGAUGUGAUGCAGGAGCGCAGUCGCAAUACCUUGCUGCAGCAACACCUGGAAACCCUGCGUCAAGCACUCACAGCAAGCUUCUCCAGCCUGCCGCUGCCUGUCGCUGGGCUGUGUGCUCAAUCUGUGUUUUGUACCGCAGGCAGUGGGGAGACUCCCACCCUGGAUACCAUUGACUCAUACAUGAAUAAGCUGCACAGCAUCAUCCUGGCUAACCCACAGGAACACGAGAACCUCAUCAACACUGUGCGGGACGUCAUCAGCCGCCUCGAAAGGUGAGGAUGAAUCGUGGUUGUCAAAGCAUCUUCAGGUUACUGCAUAACAGGAGAAGAGCAGUGCCAGAAAUAACAGACUAAAAAACGAGCUCUCAAAUCUCCAAACUCGCACUUGAGUGUGAUGGGGGCUCCCUUCCGGAUUUCAGUUUCACCGCACAUGUGUAUGAAGCAUCAGCUCCAAGUCUGUUUUAAUUUAAACUCUUUAAUAUGCUUUAUGUUGAAGUUGCUCUUGUGAGCAUUGGCUUUGCAGAGGACAAAUAACCCUGUGCUUUUUAUUUUUUAAAGUAUUUUAUUCUUUAUAACUCUGUUUUUUUUAGUUGUAUUUAUUAUUUUAUACUUAUUUUAUAUGCAUUGUCCUGCCUCCUGCCUGAUAGUCUAAAAGGUUUUAGAAAUGGUUGUUUAGGAGUAUUACCAUCCACAAGCUCCCAUGCAUAACAGGUACUUUAAUAUAUAAAUACAAAUAAUUUAAAAUUAACAUUGCAUUACAGGGUAAAUAAAUACAAUUAUACCCAAACAAACUUGGAUUUUUCAUAUUCAAAUAUUAUUUUAAAAUGAAGAUUAUUUAAAGAUACCGGUACUUUCAUAUUAACACUGUUGUAUCAAUUGAUUUCAGAAUUAAAGUUAAACCCUGGUAUACCUUGAGAUUCCCUUACAGAAAAAGAAGUGAAACACAGAUGUCUUUUUGUGUUUUUGUUUAUUACAUUACAUAUAAAAGUAUACAUUUGUUUUGGAUGAUAUAUUUUUGGUGUACUAAUUUAAAAAACAUUGAUACAAAUACUACCCUGGUCACUUUUAUUUACAAAUACAUUUCAUUCCAUGCAAUGUUUACUUGAACAUUUGUUCCAGCACUAAAAAAAAGAAAAAUAGCAUAAUAUGAUAGAGGCUGGGAUAAUCCCAGAAAACCCUGUCCGAGAUUGUCAAACCCUUGCUUAGCAGCAAUAAAUACAACUAUAAGGUUCAACAUACUAUCUGCUGGAGGAACAUUAUUGAAACUACAUUUGGUAUAAAUAGCUGUUCAGAGUUUUUAAGUAUGCACUUAUUUUUUGUUGCAAUGUUGGUAAUUCUGUCAGCUUUACCAAGUCGACUGGCUUAUUUUAUUAUUAUUAUUUUUAAGUUGUUGUGCAGUCUGUGUUGUACUUUUGUUUUAAAUUAAAGACGUUCUUGAUUGAUAAGUUUACAUUGAUGUCUUGUAGAAAAACCCACCACAGGUACUGACUUCACCAAGGGUUUGCUGCAGGCCAGGUUUAUCCAGCAUAAAAAAGUAAUACACUUAUUAUUUAAAAACAAAGCAAAACACAAUGUUCUAAUAAAAGGAACACAACCAUUUAUCUUGAAAACAAAUAGAGCAGGUCAUCUUAUUAUUUAUAUUACAGGGACCACGUUACUCCAACCUGUCUACUAUGUUGACAGCUGCGCCCCUUCUUGCUUAUGACUUGAUAUGCACCAUUUGAAAUGAAAAGGCAUAGUAAAAUGGGAUAGUACUCAGACUUUUAGUGCAUAGUAUUUUAAAUGGGAUUGUAGACACAGAUAUGGGAACAUGAAAAAAUACAAUGGCAGUCUAAAAUGUUAAGUCUACUGGGCCUUUUGUUAAUAAACAUGUUUGUUUUUAUAACUUGAUGUUAUUUUUUUGUAAACAUAUUAAAGCUGUUUAAGUGUUCAUAAA
Messenger RNA from Acipenser ruthenus (sterlet), 2930 nucleotides. Its product is annotated as high mobility group protein 20A-like. The transcript has 10 exons. Gene Ontology annotation, cellular component: nucleus. NCBI's taxonomy places the organism in Eukaryota, Metazoa, Chordata, Actinopteri, Acipenseriformes, Acipenseridae. Bases 198 to 1271 code for a protein of 357 amino acids. Gene Ontology annotation, biological process: regulation of gene expression. The record is from RefSeq and is a predicted model, not a curated record.